AAAGUGCCCAAAAAGCUCGAGCCCGCUAACGAUAAGAUAAGGAAUUUCAACCAAAGAUAUUUGCUCCAGUUGCGCAUUUUCCAAUAUACCUUCAUCCUCAUCCAACUUCCAUACAUCACGAGAUAUCCAUUUCGAGGGGGCGAGCCAACGCAAGUAGGGAACUCCCUGUUCAUCAACAUCAACAUCCCGACAAGUUCGCUCAUCAUCAACCGCAUUCCAUCAUGUCUAACGAAUCCGCCGCCUGGCCUCUUGCCGACGCAGCUCUUACCCAAGAGCUUCUGGACCUUGUGCAACAGGCAAGCCACUACAGACAAUUGAAGAAGGGAGCCAACGAGGCCACCAAGACACUCAACCGUGGUAUUUCCGAGGUGGUAAUCCUCGCGGCCGAUACCGCUCCUUUGGCCAUCUUGCUUCACCUUCCUCUGCUCGCCGAGGACAAGAACGUGCCAUACGUCUUCGUCCCCAGCAAGAUUGCUUUGGGCCGUGCUACCGGUGUUUCCCGCAGCGUCAUUGCCGCCAGCAUCACCACCAACGAGGCUUCCGAUCUCAUGACCCAGAUCCGAAGCAUCAAGGACAAGAUUGAGCGUCUCAUGAUCUAAGGCAGGUCUCGGUAUACCGGCAAGGAAAGACUCGGCUGGUUGGGAACGGCUUCACCCCGCUCGGCC
Molecule: messenger RNA, 665 nt
Organism: Truncatella angustata
Lineage: Eukaryota; Fungi; Ascomycota; Sordariomycetes; Amphisphaeriales; Sporocadaceae
Product: ribonucleoprotein-associated protein
Exons: 6
Coding region: 222-599 (125 amino acids)
Biological process (GO): mRNA splicing, via spliceosome; ribosome biogenesis; maturation of SSU-rRNA
Cellular component (GO): nucleolus; precatalytic spliceosome; U4/U6 x U5 tri-snRNP complex
Molecular function (GO): RNA binding
Source: RefSeq, a predicted model, not a curated record